AUGGGUUGUGCAAUUGCUCGAGAACGAGGCAACAGGUUGUUCAUUUUAAAUGAUGUCCAUCAAGUAUUGACAAAUAACCAGAGCUAUGGACAUGUUCAAGCCAUAUCCAUUCACUGGCUUUACUGGUGUGAGAUGGAAUAUGCAAAUUUCGAAAAGAUGCAUCAACAACUGAGAUGGCUAUGUGUCGAUAAUUGUGUCGAUAAUCGUGGGCCCUUAUAUCAUGGUUUACCUGCAUUAAUUCGUUCUCCUGGUCUUCCCAAUUCUCUUAAAUAUCUUCGCUGGUGCCAAUAUCCUUUGAAAUCUUUGCCAUCAAAAUUUUCUGCUCAAAAUCUUGUUGUCCUUGAAAUGCCGUCCAGCGAAGUUGUGGGGCCACUUUGGAAUGAAGACCAGAGUCCUCCUGUGAACUUGAAAUGGAUCAAUCUUGAAGGCUGCAUGUAUCUAACUAAAGUCCCAGAUCUCUCUCGGAGUCUACAAAUUAAACAUAUAGAUCUGAAAAGGUGUGGAAGUUUGGUUGAAAUUCCUUCAUAUUUUCAACAUCUUGGCAAGCUUACUUAUCUUGACCUUGGGCAGUGCACAAAUUUCAAAAAUCUUCCUGAGAUGCCAUGCAAUCUUGAAUUCUUAAAUUUGUCUUCUACAGCAAUAGAGGAAUUGCCUUCAUCAGUUUGGUCUCACGAAAAAAUAUCUCACUUAGAUAUUAGAUAUUGUGGACACCUUAAGAGUCUUCCAAGCAACACUUGUAAGCUGAAACUCUCUCUUAGUCUAGAAGGCUGCGAAUCUCUUUGUGAGUUUUGGGAGCUUCCCAGGGAUACAACAGAGCUAGCGUUGAGUAGUUCAACAAUAAAAGAAUUGAGGAAUGCAUCAAUAGAGUCUGUCGUUGGUCUCACUGCAAUUAAACUGCAUUAUUGCGAAAGUUUUGUGAGUCUCCCGACGAACAUUUGGAAGUUGAAAUCUCUGAAGAGCCUUGAUCUCGGGAAUUGUUCUAACUUUCAAAACUUUCCAGAAAUCUCGGAGGUUAUGGAAUAUCUAGAGUUUCUAAAUUUAUCAGGCACCGCGGUUAAAGAGAUACCCCCAUCAAUUAGAAAUCUAGUUGCGCUUCAAGAAUUAGAUCUCCACGACUGCAAGAACCUUGAGGUUGUUCCCGAUGAGCUCUUUUGCUUAACCUCAUUACAAGUGUUAGAUUUGAAUGGGACCGAAAUUAAGAGCUUACCUGCAAGCAUCAAACAAGCUGCUCAGCUUUCUGUCCUGCUCCUCAACCAUUGUAAGAGCCUUGAAUCUUUACCAGAGCUCCCCCCAUUGCUUCAAUGUCUUCAAGCAGAAGGUUGCACGUCACUGAAGACAGUGUCAAGUUCAACCACUGCACUCGCACAAGGUUGGGGAAAAUAUAAAUUUUCUCGAGGGCAUAAAGAGAUAUAUAUAUAUUUUGAUUGCAUAAGGUUGGAUGAGAAUGCACGAAACAACAUAAUGGGUGAUGCACAGCUCAGAAUUAUGCGGAUGGCAACUGCGUGGUCAAAGUUUAAAGAAGACAAAAUGAAAAAGCAUCAUUUAAUUCAGAUGAUCUCUCUCUCUCUCUCUCUCUCUUCUGUUGAAGAAGUUGAAUCUAACGUUCGCAUUAGAUGUUGUGGGAGUGAAAUUCCAAAAUGGUUCAGCCAUAAAAGUGAGGGAUGUUCAAUAAAGAUUGAGCUUCCUCGUGAUUGGUUUAGCACAGAUUUCUUAGGUUUCGCUCUAUCUCUGGUUGUUUCAUGCCAAGAAGGUUAUUAUAAUACAUGGUAUUUGAGUAGUGGAUGCAAGUACAACUUCAAAACUAGUAAUGGUGAAAGCCAUGAAGUCGACCAUCUUUUUCAUCAUGCGCAACGUGAAUUACACUCACCAAACAGAGAUCCACAUGAGGUGUGGGUGUGGUGGUAUAAUAAUGUCUUUGAAGAAGUUGUACAGGGAGCUCAAAGCCCCACUGCAUUUUACAAACUUGUUACUGAGGUCACUGUUGACUUCAUCGUAACUGAUGAGUAUUCCGGACCCCUUCUGAUAGAAAAGUGUGGGAUAUGUCUGUUGUAUGGCAAAGAUGUUGAGAUGAUAAAGCAGAAGGCUUUGUAG
Molecule: messenger RNA, 2091 nt
Organism: Prunus armeniaca (apricot)
Lineage: Eukaryota; Viridiplantae; Streptophyta; Magnoliopsida; Rosales; Rosaceae
Source: the annotation of a GenBank genome assembly